CUGUCAUUUCAACUAGAUAAUGUUUAUGUGUUAGUAAAUUUGUGGUAGUAGUAGUUUGUAUUAUAUAAUUGUAUUAUUAAUUGCAUAUUAUAUGAUUGCACACAGAAAAUAGAUUUGCAAUAAAUAGUACACAAUUUGAUGUAUGCAGUGUAUGUAACAGCGUAAAUAUUGCCGUACAAUUCAAUCGAGGCAACGUGCAUAGCUAUAUGCACCCAAAAAAGACUUUAGAAAUAAUAAAAAAUGUUUAAUCGCAAUUCAUAGUAAUUUAGAAAUCACUUUACCUGCCGUCCAAUCUAUUUGAAGUCGAUUUGCACAGAGAAAACAACGUUCAGCAGACGAUGUUCAAAACUGGGGCUCCCUUUGAAUAAACGGUGCAGGUUACUGUUCGAGAGAUGCGCAAAAACGCAGCACUUCGUUUAUGUCGAAAUCACGGUUGUAACAUGUCCAUUGACUACCAAGAAUCAAAGGCCGCGCCGCUAGCCUCGUACUACCAGCGCACUGUUCGCUCCAGCGGCUAAGUCGAAAGGGUGUCCCAAAAAAAAUUCGCCCUCCCCGGCGAAAAGGCCGCGGCGGAAAGAGGUCUGGCUACGCGAGACUAAUUAGAUAGAUGUAAGCUAAUUGAGUUUGUGACGUAAGUUGGCUCCUUGUGCCAUUAAUUAAUUAGCAAAAACUAUGCUGUCUGAUUGUGUGUCCAUUCUCUUACAGCUGUGUACUUCUGGAUAUUUUCCAAAUUCUGAACAAGAUCUUUGCAUUAAAUGUCCAGCAGGUCAUGAGUGCAUUGACCCAGCUAUCGAUCCUCAACCGUGUCCGAGUGGAUUCUACAGCCUCGAUGCUGUAUCGUCCUGUUUUCCGUGUCCAGCUGGUUACUCCUGUUUCAACACUUCCAGCCUUCCUGUUUUAUGCAAACAAGGCAGUUAUUCAUACAAUGCCAGUGUUGAGUGCAUCGAAUGUCAUCUCGGCACUUACUGUCCAUCGAAUGCGUUAACAUCUCCAUUGUCGUGUCCUAACGGACACUCAAACAUGACAGGUGCCUCUUCGUGUGUGGAUUGCCCUCCAGGUCAUAGAUGUGAAGAUCCGACUUCUCGUCCGAUCAAAUGUGAUGCCGGAUAUUUCAGCCCACAAAACAGUGUGAGCUGUUUUCCAUGUGCUUACGGUCAAUACACAACGAACGACACAAGUGAAGUGUGCAUAGAGUGUCCAUCAGGCCAUGCGUGUUUGUCACCAGCUGAAACCCCUAAACCAUGUGCAGUUGACUAUUAUAGUACGAGUGGCACGCCAGAGUGCAGAGAGUGUCCACGUGGAUUUUAUAGUGACAAAACGGGAUCAUCCGACUGCCGUCCAUGUGAGACGAAUCAUUAUUGUCCAUAUGGCAAUGCAUCAUUGCCUUGUCCAAGUGGCUUGUUUAGUGCAAACGAGUCGAUUACAUGCUAUACGUGUCCGGCUGGAUUCGAAUGCAAAGACGGAGAGCAGAAAACAUGUGCAGCUGGGCAGUAUUCACCUGAAAGGGAUGACGAAUGUCAUGAUUGUCCUUCUGGCUCUUAUUGUCCUUAUGACACAUUAGCAAGCCCAAUAAGCUGCCCUUUUGGCUACUAUAACAACGUCACAGGAGCUGUGAACUGCACUGUGUGUCCAGCAGGAUAUGAGUGUCCUCUUGUAAACGAACUUCCAGUUCCCUGCAUGGCAGGAAGCUUUAGUCUGAGUGGAUGGACUUCGUGUUCGACAUGUUCCGAUGGGUAUUAUCAAUCGUCUACACAUCAACAGAGCUGUGAAGUCUGCCCGGAUGGGUCAGAAUGUCCUGAUCCUUCAAGCAACCCGAGAUUGGGUCAACCAGGAACGUAUAGUAACAUCCCGGCUCAGUCUUGCAUUGCAUGUCCAAUCGGAUAUUAUCAAGAUGAAGCUAAUGCAACAAGCUGCAUUAUCUGCCCAGGUGGCUACAAAUGUCCUAAUGCCAGCUCAUCACCAGAGGUAUGUUUACCGGGCACGUACAGUCACGUAGGUUCCACAUCAUGCACACCAUGUGCACCAGGCUACUACGCUGACCAACACAAUCAAACAAACUGUACGGCUUGUCCAGUUGGAUCA
Corticium candelabrum is the source of this 2082-nucleotide messenger RNA. RefSeq names its product major surface-labeled trophozoite antigen 417-like. The record is from RefSeq and is a predicted model, not a curated record. Lineage: Eukaryota; Metazoa; Porifera; Homoscleromorpha; Homosclerophorida; Plakinidae.